UUUGCAGAUAAAAUAAAGUAUAGCCAGAGUUGCCUAGACUGUAAGCAUACGGUCUAAACUCUAAAUUCCAUACUAUUACUGUACUAGAUCUAUAUUUAUACACUAGUUUAACUUAGAUAAUAAUGGCUCUCAGUCAGCAAUCAAGGAAACACCUGCAACUCCUCGUUGAUUGUUUGCAAGAACAGCAAAGUGAGUUACAGGGUGUCCUAGAUCAGUUCAUCAAACAGACAGUAACAAAAGCUAGAAGCUGGCUAGAAAAACCGGACCAAGGCAACAUGUCAUUCAAUGACAUCCAUGUCAUGCUUUCAGGAGCCAGUAGAAAAUUGUUGGAAACUAUAAACUUGUAUACAGACAACACAAUAAAUCAAACAUCUGAAUCUGUGGACUCAGGAACAUCAGCACAAUUGAAGUGUGCCACAAGUGAGAAGCCUUCUGUAGCACUAAAUGAAUCAGCUUAUUCAAAUGAAGAAAUAAAUUCAAGGUUUUUAGCUUUAGAAGAUAUCAUUUCUGGUUUAAAACAAGCAAAAGUGGAAAGCAAAGAAGCAGUUAAUGAAAUGAAGCAGUGGAAGGAAGCUGUGACAACACAACAACUGGAGAUGGAGGCCAGCGUAGAAAACUUUAUACAGAAACAAAAUGCUAAAACAAAACAUUUUUCCAAGCAAAUUAAAGAAGUUAAUAAAAGCAUAACUAAAAUAACACAAGAUAUAAAAGCUUUAAAAAACAAUGAAGCAGAUUUGUUUAGUAAAUUCACAACAGCUAAUAAAUCAUUGGAGAAUUAUGAGACGAAUCUGGCUCACUUGAAUUCUGGGUUAAAUGCAAUCCAUAAUAAAAUUGAUAACAAUAAGGAUGACAUGUUAAAGUUAACAGAAUUAACCAGCAAAUCUAAAGAAAACCAAUCUCAGGCCCUGCUGAAUAUUGAAAAAGAUUUGGAAAAAUUAGAAGUAAAGUAUGGUGUUGUCAGCAACAUUCUACUACAAAGAUUGAUGCCCAUUGAAAAGCUGCUUCGAGUAAUAAAUACUCAAAAUUCUGCUAGAGUAGAAAAAUGUAAUAAGUUUCAUGUUUUGCAAGAUGAUAUAACCACAUUGAAAGCAGAGGUAUUAGCAAUCAAUUUAAAAACACAGCAAAAAGCCAAUGUUAUAGGAUUUUCAGCUUCAUUUCGGAAUGAUGAACCCUUAAAUAAAAAUAUUUUCAGCAUUCUUCAAAGGUUCGAUUAUGUUACCAUCAACACAGGAAACCAUUUUAACCCAGCCACUGGAAAGUUCACUGCUCCUGUUGAUGGCCUCUAUGCUGCUAGUUUUUGUUUUAUUCAACACAAUGAUGGUGCUAUUAAUGUGUUAAUGAGCCAUGAACUAAAUGUCAACAAUGUCAAAUCAAUUUGCUGGUCUAAAACAACAAGGGCACUUUCAACAGGUGUAUUCAGUACUGCUGUCUUAAUGAAGAAGGGUGAAUUUUUAUGUUUAGCAAUUAAAGGUGAAGGGAACGCUUCCUUGUCAAAUUUUUCUCAAUUCACUUGUUUUCUCAUUAGUGCUUAACAGUUGUAAAAAGAAAGCGUUAGCUUUUUAUUAA
Messenger RNA from Physella acuta, 1566 nucleotides. RefSeq lists its product as uncharacterized. Lineage: Eukaryota; Metazoa; Mollusca; Gastropoda; Physidae. The record is from RefSeq and is a predicted model, not a curated record. Gene Ontology annotation, molecular function: protein binding.